AUGUGCGUCCCGCUCUUCGCUCACCGCUCUCUGCUCGACAAUGAACGUGAACUCGAAAAUGGCCCGUACCAAGCAAACCGCUCGAAAUCGACUGGUGGCAAGGCGCCACGCAAACAACUGGCUACUAAGGCCGCUCGCAAGAGCGCACCAGCCACCGGAGGCGUGAAGAAGCCCCAUCGGUAUCGCCCUGGAACUGUUGCCCUGCGUGAGAUCCGUCGAUACCAGAAGAGUACCGAGCUCCUGAUCCGCAAGCUGCCUUUCCAGCGUCUGGUGCGUGAAAUCGCUCAGGACUUCAAGACUGACCUGCGAUUCCAGAGCUCGGCAGUGAUGGCUCUGCAGGAAGCUAGCGAGGCCUAUCUGGUUGGCCUCUUUGAAGAUACCAACUUGUGCGCCAUUCAUGCCAAGCGUGUCACCAUCAUGCCCAAAGACAUCCAGUUGGCCCGUCGCAUUCGCGGCGAGCGUGCUUAAGUGUGCGUGCUGCCAAUGCGCUAACAUACUUUGUACAAAUCGGUCCUUUUCAGGACCACAAAUUACAGUCAAUGAGAUACAAAUUUUUAUCUGCAGGCUUCAACGUUAAAAUAAAAAAAAAACUUUUCGACUCGUUCCUUCGUAAGUGGAGUUAAUAAUUGUAUGUAACUUUUUGUGAUUUGAUAGAAAUUAGAAUUGAUAAAAUCAAUAAAUAUUGGAUUGGGUGGGGUUUUUAAUGCGAUGGAGCUGCUAUGCGGCAGGGAUGGUCAAGACUUUCAAGCAUCAGAAAAAAACUAAAAAAUAUUACAUGCGAGAUGAACAAAAAUUAGCUAGGCUUGUGAAUCUAUUUGCUUAAUAAAACAUAAACAGAUUUAAAAAUA
Molecule: messenger RNA, 848 nt
Organism: Drosophila subpulchrella
Lineage: Eukaryota; Metazoa; Arthropoda; Insecta; Diptera; Drosophilidae
Product: histone H3-like
Exons: 2
Coding region: 1-468 (155 amino acids)
Cellular component (GO): nucleosome
Molecular function (GO): structural constituent of chromatin; protein heterodimerization activity; DNA binding
Source: RefSeq, a predicted model, not a curated record